GUUGCGCAGCCGCGGGGGAAGGAGACGCUGUCCUUCCGCAGCGAUGGGAUCUCGGCUCUGCGGAGGGGCCCUCUGGUAUGUGCGUCCCUGUCCUUCUGGGGUGUGGAUGGUGCCCAGGACCCAGCUGGCAACCAGUUGAAGACGUUCUCCUUGGAAGCUCUUGGCCCUGAGGGCUUUGCCGGGGGCAUUGGCCCUGCCAUGGCGUUCCGGAGGGCUGAGGGCACGUCCAUGAUCCAGGCCCUGGCCAUGACCGUGGCCGAGAUCCCCGUGUUCCUCUACACGACGUUUGGGCAGUCUGCAUUCUCUCAGCUACGUUUGACGCCAGGCCUGCGGAAAGUCCUCUUUGCCACAGCCCUAGGGACUGUGGCCCUGGCCCUGGCUGCCCACCAGCUGAAGAGGCGACGGAGGAGGAAGAAGCAGGUUGGCCCCGAGAUGGGAGGAGAGCAACUGGCCGCGGUGCCCAUCCCCAUCCUCAUGGCCAGGAAGGUCCCUUCCAUGAAGAAAGGAUACUCUAGCCGGAGAGUCCAGAGCCCCAGCAGCAAGAGCAACGACACCCUGAGCGGCAUCUCUUCCAUUGAGCCUAGCAAGCACUCGGGCUCUUCCCACAGCGUGGCCUCGAUGGUGGCAGUGAACUCAUCCAGCCCCACAGCUGCGUGCUCGGGACCGUGGGAUGCCAGAGGGAUGGAGGAGUCUCUGACCACCAGCGAUGGCAAUGUGGAGAGCCUCUACAUGCAAGGCAUGGAGCUGUUUGAGGAGGCUCUACAGAAGUGGGAGCAAGCACUAAGCGUGGGCCAGAGGGGGGACAGCGGCAGCACCCCCACGCCGGGGGAUGGCCUUCGGAACCCGGAGACUGUGUCAGAGCCACUAUCUGAGCCAGAGUCACAGCGGAAGGAGUUUGCGGAGAGGCUGGAGUCCCUGCUGCACCGUGCCUACCACCUGCAGGAGGAGUUCGGCUCCACCUUCCCUGCAGACAGCAUGCUGCUGGACCUCGAGAGGACCCUCAUGCUGCCCCUGACCGAGGGCUCGCUGCGGCUGCGGCCGGAUGACGAGGACAGCCUGACCUCAGAGGAUUCCUUCUUCUCCGCCACCGAGCUCUUCGAGUCCCUGCAGGCCGGAGAUUACCCGAUCCCACUCUCCAGGCCUGCUGCUGCCUACGAGGAGGCCCUGCAGCUGGUGAAGGAGGGGAAAGUGCUCUGCCGGACCCUCAGGACGGAGCUGCUGGGCUGCUACAGCGACCAGGACUUUCUGGCCAAGCUGCACUGUGUGCGGCAGGCCUUCGAGGGGCUUCUGGAAGACAAGAGCAACCAGCUUUUCUUCGGGAAAGUGGGCCGGCAGAUGGUGACAGGCCUGAUGACCAAGGCUGAGAAGAGCCCCAAAGGCUUCCUGGAGAGCUACGAGGAGAUGCUGAGCUAUGCCCUGCGGCCUGAGACCUGGGCCACAACGCGGCUGGAGCUGGAGGGCCGAGGGGUGGUAUGCAUGAGCUUCUUCGACAUCGUGCUGGACUUCAUCCUCAUGGAUGCCUUCGAGGACCUGGAGAACCCCCCGGCCUCAGUGCUUGCCGUCCUGCGGAACCGCUGGCUGUCAGACAGCUUCAAGGAGACGGCCCUGGCCACUGCUUGCUGGUCGGUCCUGAAAGCCAAGAGGAGGCUGUUGAUGGUGCCCGACGGCUUCAUCUCCCACUUCUACUCCGUAUCGGAGCAUGUGAGCCCUGUCCUAGCCUUCGGCUUCCUUGGACCCAAGCCUCAGCUCGCUGAAGUCUGUGCUUUCUUCAAGCACCAGAUUGUGCAGUACCUGAGGGACAUGUUCGACCUGGACAAUGUGCGCUACACGUCGGUGCCCGCGCUGGCAGAUGACAUCCUGCAGCUGUCCCGGCGCCGCAGCGAGAUCCUGCUGGGCUACCUUGGGGUACCCACGGCCAGCAGCACAGGCCUGAAUGGAGCGCUGCCCCGAGAGAAUGGGUCCCUGGGGGGGCUGCAGUAGAGGCUGUGUGGGCUGGAGGCAGCAGAGAAAAGGCUCCUCCUCCCUUCCCUGGGUUGGUGGCUGAUGGCCGUGGUGGCCGAGGGCGGUUGCCCCUGACCUUACCCCACCCCCAUCAUCUGGGAGUCCCCAAAGCCCACAGGGGAAAUUUCCACGGAGAGGGAUGGAAUGGUCCCUGGGGGAAGCAGAGGCCAGGACAGUGGCCAGUGGGGCCCGUGGGAGAGAGAGGCAGUGAGAGAGCGGGGCGUUGUGGAGAUCUGGGACAGGCAGAGCCAGGAUGCCCCAGGUGGGGCACCACAAAACCUCUCAUCACCCCAGGGCUCCUGGCAAGGGGGCUGGGAGGGUAGAGGUGAAGGAGGGGACACUGCGCCCUGUAGUGAAGGUCCCAGUGUCCAGAGCUAGAAGCCACCUGUGGCUCCAUGGUCUCAGCAUCCAGGCAGCCGGCUGGCCUGUCCUGAUGGCUUCCCCACCUUGGCCACCUUCUCAGCCUUUGCAACUCCAGAGGAGGAGAGUGUGGCCACCUUGGUGGGCAGCAGGCUCAGGCCAUCCAGAGGUGGGACAGAGGUGUGGGCCUCCCCAUCCUGUGUUCUCUGGGAGGGGACAAACCCAAGCACCAAACCAGGACACUGUCCUUUGACAUUCCCUUGCCCUGCCAAAGAUCGUCAUUUCUUCUCCCACCUUUGCCUCCACCAAAGACGGGCAGAGGUGGGGUGGGCCCUCCUGCCUCCACCCAUCCCCCUUCUGUGAGCCUGGACCUCCCUGGGUGGUGCUAGGCUCUGAGCUGGGGGCUCUGACCAGGGUUUGCUCAGACCCGUCACCCGUGGGCCCAGGGACCACGCUGGGGGAGGUCAGAGGAUGUCUGUGGCUGGACCAGCUUCCCCACCCUCAUUAGGACAAGAAACUGCUCAGCACUUUGCCUUCAGUUCAACGCACAAAUGCUCCUGGGGCCUCAUGGGGGCAGAGCCUCCCCUGGGCCUGCAGACAGAGUUUUAUUAGCAGGACCUCACGCCGCGGGUUCCUGUCAGCCUGGCAGACUCGCUUCUCAGUAUCUUCACCUGAGCAGGUGUCUGUCACCCUAAUGCAUUCUGUUGAGGCCUGCAGGAGAAACAGACUCCCCUCCUGGGUUUCCACACUCAGGGGUCAGAGGACUGGCUCCUGCAACCGGGGCCCCUCUCCUCCGAAUGGGAAAGGGGUCCGGGGGUGGGAGGGUGCGGCACGGAGGGGAGGGGAGACAGUGCUGGGGGCCCCUUCCCAGACUCGGGAUCCUCGGGCACUAACCUGCCUGGGCAGAAAGGACCCUGUGCCCCGCCCCGUCCACCCCGAGUCCUGAUAUCCUGUUCAUUUGCACUUGCCCUGUGCUGUGAAUGUAAUGGUGGGCCUCAGCCCCGCCUCCUCAUUUGCUCCCCAGUGAACAGACGUGGCAUUUUCAUUUGUCUUUGUUUACACAUCUGUGCACUGCCUGUAGCAGUCAACUGUCGCAGCUUCUGACUUCGGAUGGUAGAGUGUGUGCACUGACUGUGCGUCAAAUAAACACUUGAGACGACCUCCUCCCACCUUGC
Saimiri boliviensis boliviensis (Bolivian squirrel monkey) is the source of this 3536-nucleotide messenger RNA. RefSeq names its product mitoguardin 2 (gene MIGA2). The record is from RefSeq and is a predicted model, not a curated record. Gene Ontology annotation, biological process: mitochondrial fusion. NCBI's taxonomy places the organism in Eukaryota, Metazoa, Chordata, Mammalia, Primates, Cebidae.